This is a messenger RNA of Megalops cyprinoides (Indo-Pacific tarpon), 1508 nucleotides long. RefSeq lists its product as uncharacterized. The record is from RefSeq and is a predicted model, not a curated record. The transcript is spliced from 11 exons. NCBI's taxonomy places the organism in Eukaryota, Metazoa, Chordata, Actinopteri, Elopiformes, Megalopidae. Bases 113 to 1267 code for a protein of 384 amino acids.
UUAGAAAGUACACAUGUAUUUAUUCGGCACGCUGCGCUACUAACUAGCUGGAUAGCAUCACUUAGAAGCGUAUUGUUGUCUGAACUGAAAUUUGUUUGACGUUUUUUAAGACAUGUUACGCAAAAGGACAGCUGCUCAAGAUGAACAUGGAGGAAAUUCCAAAGUUGAUAUAAACAAGCAGGCUGCGGAAUCAAACGACGGCGAUAGCGCUGAGAGGAAAAACGGGCUCUGGUCGACAGUUACUUCAGUAGGAAAAGUGGUUCUUCUCGUCAUAUUCAUCCCUCCUUUUUUGAAUUACGCAUCACUGCAACGAGAGGCGCUUAUGUUAAUACCAAAAGGGGGACUUUCGGUGGAUAUUGGUUUAGGUCAAAAGAUCCAUCUGAUGUGUAAAGGACGAGGACAACCUGUUGUUAUGCUGGAUGCUCCUACUGGUACGGCGUCGGAUGUGUGGUACCAUAUUCAAGAAGAGCUCUCCCAAAUAACAAAGGUGUGCACGUAUGACAGGGUGGGCUUGGGAUUCAGCAAACGAGCUAUGCAGAAUGAAACCACAGGAAUGGAGAAAGUAUGGGGACUGUCAACAACUGGAAGAAUGGUGGACGAUCUGCACCGUCUCAUCAAGGCUGCUGAAAUUGCCACGCCCUUUGUCCUGGUGGGCUCCGAACUGGGUACGCUCAAUGGGAGAUUCUACAGCCACAUCCACGAUUCGGAGGUGUCAGACCUCGUCCUCAUCGAUCCCAUCCCGGAGGACGUCUUUGAGGACGACCAGUGGAGACAGUAUUGGUACACACACCUGGUGCCCUCCCUCCAAGCCAUGCAGUUCUCGGCAGCCACUGGCCUCAACAGGAUGCUCAUCAUCUUGGGCAUGAUGGAACCUGCAAUCAAAGGAGAAACCGUUUCUGAGGACAUGAUCCAGAGACAGAAAUACUACCUCAGCAACCCGGCUCACCAGAGCAGCGCAGUGGACGAGCACUUCUUCCUGAACGAGAGUGCGUCUCAAGUAAGGGAAAUAUCUAAAUACAAGCCGCUCUCCAGCAGGACUUCGGUGAGCGUGAUAACUGGCGAUUCGUUUGACGAACAACUACCCGCUCAUCUCAACCAACUGGUAGCUAAGCUUCAGAAGAAGUUCUUGGAGCAGUCGUACCCUUCAGCCAAGCACAUUCGUGUCCAUGGGGCCGACCGAAGAAUGAUCUACAAAAGGCCCUCUGCAAUUAGCAAGCAUUUAUGGAAGAUGAUAGCACAGAAACAGUCUAAACAACAGAGCCAGUGACCAAGUGCCAAAUAUCACAACUUUCUGAAAGAACGGAAGGAUGUUUUUGCCGUUUUUACUUCAAGCCUUUUUCUUGUCAACAGCUGCGCUGUGUUUUGGUUGUGGAAGAUGUUUUCAGGAAUAAGGUUCAAACAGAAGAAUGGAAUUUCACAUGACAGUUUAUACACUAACGGUCAUGUUACCAGUGAUUGAAGUUAUGUUUUUAAUACUGUAUUAAAACUAUCUGUAAAUAAAAGUACAA